AGCCUCUCUGGGUGACCUGUUGUGUCUGCCUGGAUCUGUGUGAAUUCUGCCGAGAUGCCUGAGCCAGGGAAGAAGCCAGUCUCAGCCUUCAGCAAGAAGCCUCGGUCAGUGGAGGUGACAAUGGGCAGCCCUGCUGUGUUCGAGGCAGAGACAGAGAAGGCGGGAGUGAAGGUGCGUUGGCAGCGGGCAGGUGUGGACCUCAGCACCAGCAACAAAUACUGCCUGGCCACCCAGGGCAGCCGGCACACGCUGACCGUGCGGGACGUGGGUCUGGCAGACCAGGGCUCCUAUGCCGUCAUCGCAGGCUCCUCCAAGGUCAAGUUUGACCUCAAGGUCACAGAGGCAGAGAAGGCAGAGCCUGUGCCAGACCAGACUCCCACCCCAGCAGUGACUCCUGGGACUCCAGGAACCUCUGAAGCACCCACAGCCCCUGCAGAAGCUGUGCCUUCAGCCGCUGAGCAGGAAGGAGGUUCCCCAAAUCUUGAAGGCUCCAGUUCCACAGCCCUGGAUGGGCCUGGGAGCUCUGAUGACCCCAUCGGACUCUUUGUGACACGGCCACAGGAUGGCGAGGUGACCGUGGGGGGCAGCAUCACCUUUUCGGCACGCGUGGCAGGGGCCAGCCUUCUGAAGCCCCCGGUGGUCAAGUGGUUCAAGGGCAAGUGGGUGGACCUGAGCAGCAAGGCGGGCCAGCACCUGCAGCUGCGAGACAGCUACGACAGAACCAGCAAGGUCUACCUCUUUGAGCUGCAUAUCACAGAUGCCCAGGCCACCUCUGCUGGUGGCUACCGCUGUGAGGUGUCCACCAAGGACAAGUUUGACAGCUGCAACUUCAACCUCACUGUUCAUGAGGCCAUCGGCCCCGGCGACCUGGACAUCCGAUCAGCUUUCCGCCGCACGAGCUUGACUGGAGGCAGCCGGCGUACCAGUGACAGCCAUGAGGACUCAGGGACUCUGGACUUCAGCUCACUGCUAAAGAAGAGCAGCAGUUUCCGGAUGCCACGGGAUGCGAAGCUGGAGGCCCCGGUGGAGGAGGACGUGUGGGAGAUCCUGCGCCAGGCACCGCCAUCCGAAUAUGAGCGCAUCGCCUUCCAGCACGGAGUCACAGACCUGCGCGGCAUGCUCAGGCGGCUCAAGGGCAUCAAGCGCGACGAGAAGAAGAGCACAGCCUUUCAGAAGAAGCUGCAGCCGGCCUACCAGGUGAACAAGGGCCAUAAGAUCAGGCUGACUGUGGAGCUGGCAGACCCUGACGCCGAGGUCAAGUGGCUGAAAAAUGGACAGGAGAUCCAGAAGAGUGGCAGCAAGUACAUCUUUGAGUCCUCAGGCAACAAGCGCAUGCUGACCAUUAGCCAGUGCUCACUGGCCGAUGACGCGGCCUACCAAUGCGUGGUGGGCGGAGAGAAAUGCAGCACUGAACUCUUUGUCAAAGAGCCCCCCGUCCUGAUCACAAGGCCCCUGGAGGACCAGCUGGUGAUGGUGGGACAGCGGGUGGAGUUUGAGUGUGAGGUGUCAGAGGAGGGGGCCCCGGUGAAAUGGCUGAAGGAUGGUGUGGAGCUGACUCGGGAGGAGACGUUCAAAUACCGCUUUAAGAAGGACGGCCGCAGGUACCACCUGAUCAUCAAUGAGGCGACGCUGGAGGACGCGGGCCACUAUGCGCUGCACACCAGCGGAGGCCAGGCGCUUGCCGAGCUCAUCGUGCAAGAGAAGAAGCUGGAAGUGUACCAGAGCAUUGCAGACCUGACCGUGGGUGCCAAAGACCAGGCUGUGUUCAAGUGUGAGGUGUCGGAUGAGAACGUGAGGGGCGUGUGGCUGAAGAACGGGAAGGAGCUGGUGCCUGACAGCCGCAUAAAGGUGUCCCAUAUCGGGCGGGUCCACAAGCUGAUCAUUGAUGACGUCACACCUGCGGACGAGGCCGACUACAGCUUCGUGCCUGAGGGCUUUGCCUGCAACCUGUCAGCCAAGCUUCACUUCAUGGAGGUCAAGAUUGACUUUGUACCCAGGCAGGAACCUCCUAAGAUCCACCUGGACUGCCCAGGCCGCACCCCGGACACCAUUGUGGUGGUGGCUGGGAACAAGCUCCGCCUGGACGUCCCCAUCUCUGGGGACCCAGCUCCCACUGUGAUCUGGCAGAAGAUGAUCUCACAGGGGAAUAAGGCCCCUGCUGGGCCAGCCCUGGAAGCCCCAGAUGAUGCAGCCGCCAGUGACGAGUGGGUGUUUGAUAAGAAGGUGCUGUGCGAGACGGAGGGCCGGGUCCGUGUGGAGACCACCAAGGACCGAAGCAUCUUCACGGUUGAGGGGGCGGAGAAGGAAGAUGAGGGCGUGUACAUCGUCACAGUGAAGAACCCUGUGGGCGAGGACCAGGUCAACCUCACAGUCAAGGUUAUCGACGUGCCGGAUGCCCCUGCGGCCCCCAAGAUCAGCAACGUGGGCGAGGACUCCUGCAUGGUGCAGUGGGAGCCCCCGGCCUAUGAUGGGGGACAGCCUGUCCUGGGCUACAUCCUGGAGCGCAAGAAGAAGAAGAGCUACCGCUGGAUGCGGCUGAACUUUGACCUCCUGCGGGAGCUGAGGCACGAGGCCAGGCGCAUGAUCGAGGGCGUGGUGUAUGAGAUGCGCGUCUAUGCGGUCAAUGCCAUUGGCAUGUCCAGGCCCAGCCCGGCCUCCCAGCCCUUCAUGCCCAUCGGCCCCCCCAGUGAGCCCACCCAUCUGGCAGUGGAAGAUGUGUCUGACACUACCGUCUCCCUCAAAUGGCGGGCCCCGGAGCGCAUGGGGGCUGGCGGCUUAGAUGGCUACAGCGUGGAGUACUGCCAGGAGGGCGGCUCCGAGUGGGUGGCAGCCCUGCAGGGCCUGACCGACCACACCUCCCUGCUGGUGAAGGACCUACCCACGGGCGCACGGCUGCUCUUCCGUGUGCAGGCCCACAAUAUGGCGGGUCCCGGUGCCCCUGCCACCACCAAGGAGCCCGUGACGGUGCAGGAGAUUCUGCAGCGGCCUCGGCUCCAGCUGCCCAGGCACCUGCGCCAGACCAUCCAGAGGAAGGUCGGAGAGCCUGUGAACCUACUCAUCCCUUUCCAGGGCAAGCCCCGGCCUCAGGUGAGCUGGACCAAAGAGGGGCAGCCGCUGUCUGGCGAGGAAGUGAGCAUUCGCAACAGCCCCACCGAUACCAUCCUGUUCAUCCGGGCUGCACACCGUGCCCACUCAGGCACCUACCAGGUGGCCGUGCGCAUCGAGAACAUGGAGGACAAGGCCGUGCUGGUCCUGCAGGUCAUUGACAAGCCAAGUCCCCCCCGGGACAUACGGGUGACAGAGGCGUGGGGCUUCAAUGUGGCCCUGGAGUGGAAGCCGCCCCAGGAUGAUGGCAACACAGAGAUCUUGGGCUAUACAGUUCAGAAAGCUGACAAGAAGACCAUGGAGUGGUUCACUGUCCUGGAGCAUUAUCGCCGCACCCACUGCGUGGUAUCAGAGCUUAUCAUUGGCAAUGGGUACUACUUCCGGGUCAUUAGCCAUAACAUCGUGGGACCUAGCGACACAGCUGCCACCACCAAGGAGCCCGUGUUUAUCCCUAGACCAGGCAUCACGUAUGAGCCACCUGACUACAAGGUCCUGGAUUUCUCUGAGGCCCCCAGCUUCACCCACCCUCUGGUGAACCGCUCAGUCAUCGCUGGCUACAACGCUACCCUCUCCUGUGCUGUCCGGGGGAGUCCCAAGCCCAAGAUCUCCUGGCUGAAGAACGGGUUGGACCUGGGAGAAGACGCCCGCUUCCGCAUGUUCAGCAAGCAGGGCGUGCUGACCCUGGAGAUCAGGAAGCCCUGUCCCUUUGAUGGGGGUGUGUACGUCUGCAGGGCCACCAACAUGCAAGGCGAGGCGCAGUGUGAGUGCCGCCUGGAGGUGCGAGUGCCUCAGUGACCUGACCGGUUCUCCAGGACGGCCAGGAGCCACUGGAUACCACCAAGGCACCAGGAACCUGGAAGCUGGACCAGCCACCUUCUUACUGCUGGAUAUGUGUGUGUAAACGCGUGCAUGUUUCCUUGGGAUGGUGUAGUUAGAAGCAGGCCCUGUGCAGAUGGUACCGUCAGAGCUCCUGCUGGGGACCCUUCUUUUUGGGAGCAGAGUGGGUGGGCUCAGGAAGUGGUGGCUGGGGUGAGCCUUUUUGACCUGCUCUGUCUUCUUGAUGUGGAAGGGUAAUAAACGUUGCUGCCUGCAUGGAGAA
Messenger RNA from Erinaceus europaeus (western European hedgehog), 4204 nucleotides. RefSeq names its product myosin binding protein C3 (gene MYBPC3). Gene Ontology annotation, molecular function: protein binding. The transcript is spliced from 34 exons. The record is from RefSeq and is a predicted model, not a curated record. Lineage: Eukaryota; Metazoa; Chordata; Mammalia; Eulipotyphla; Erinaceidae. Bases 55 to 3900 code for a protein of 1281 amino acids.